This is a messenger RNA of Eruca vesicaria subsp. sativa (arugula), 791 nucleotides long. NCBI's taxonomy places the organism in Eukaryota, Viridiplantae, Streptophyta, Magnoliopsida, Brassicales, Brassicaceae. The record is from the annotation of a GenBank genome assembly.
AAAAAAAAAAAAACUGGUAGCAGUCCAAGAUUUGAGCUGGUAAUCCGGUUAUUUCCGGUUUAAUCUGUAUGUCACUGAACCGGAAGAGGCCCAACAAGGCAGCAACACAACAAUCUUGUCUCUCUGCCUCUCGAUCCUAAUCCAAACCAAACAAAACUAAAAAAAAAAAGAACAAAGACAAAACAAAUGGAGGAGACGACAUGGGAACAGAGACUACAAGCUUUAACUCACAUCCUCACAACCCCAACAACUAAACCAUCUCUCCACUCCCAAUUCUUCAUCGGAACACUAAUCCCAUGUUACCUCUCGUGGGAUUACCCUCCAAUCCUCUGUCACUCUCCUCGUACACGUCUCCGUGAAUGGUGGGUUUCUCAAUUCCUCAAAAGGGUAUCGAGAUUCGGGCUUCCUGAUACCUCGUGGAGGUCGAAUUGCCCGUAUUACCAGCCGUCGCCGGCGGUUAUGGCCGCCGGAGUGGAGGAAGGGAAGUGGGGAAGAGAGGAGAGGAGAGUGUAUGUGAGGAAGAGGCUGAGGAGGAAGAAGCUGGUGAGCGAAGUGAAUCCUUUUAUUCCUCUUUUGGUUCCGAAUCUGCUUCUCUUUACUCUCUUGCUGUGGGAUCCUAUUCCUGAGUAGUUUGAUUGGUUCUUCUCUGUGAAAAUCUGUAAAAGAACGGAUUUUUAAAGAAGAUAUGUGUGUUUUGUAUUUAAGAAGGAAAAUGGAUUCAGACAAGAACUCAAAAUAAUAAUCGUGUUGUCGUAUUUUGCAAACAAUAGUAGGAUGCCGUAUCGAACCGC